Molecule: messenger RNA, 3914 nt
Organism: Cyclopterus lumpus (lumpfish)
Lineage: Eukaryota; Metazoa; Chordata; Actinopteri; Perciformes; Cyclopteridae
Product: kinesin-like protein KIF1C
Biological process (GO): microtubule-based movement
Molecular function (GO): ATP binding; microtubule motor activity; microtubule binding
Source: RefSeq, a predicted model, not a curated record
ACGCGCACACCCGCCGCGCGGCCAGGCCACCGGCCAGCCUCUCUGCCCCCCCCCCUCUCGCUUCUUCUUUUUUUUUUUCUUUUCCGUUUUUAAAACUACAUUUUCCGUUAAAACUUCACGUUAAAACCCGGUUGACCGGUAACGUGCCCCCGGCCCCCCGCCCCCCCUCACCGGACCGGACAAACCACCGGAUUACCGAGUUUCGUGCCGUGCUUCUCCGCCCUGUAGCGGGCCUCGACUUCUCCUCGUUUACCGGCGGUCAGAGCUACCGGACGGUGACGUCAUCACCGGGGAAAAGUUUGUUGCACCGGAGGAGACGACGCUCGUGGAGUGGGCGGAGCUGAGUGAUGACGGGCGCGUCGGUGAAGGUGGCGGUGAGAGUCCGUCCGUUCAAUUCCAGAGAGACGGGACGCAACGCCAAGUGUGUGAUCCAGAUGCAGGGAAACACCACCUGUAUCUCAAACCCCAAACAGCUUAAAGAUGGAGCGAAGAACUUCACCUUCGACUAUUCCUACUGGUCACACACAACGGCGGAGGACCCCAGCUUUGCGUGUCAGAAGCAGGUGUAUAAGGACAUCGGAGAGGAGAUGCUGCUUCACGCCUUUGAAGGAUACAACGUGUGCAUCUUUGCGUACGGGCAGACGGGAGGAGGCAAGAGCUACACCAUGAUGGGCAAGCAGGAGCCGGGGCAGGAAGGCAUCAUCCCUCAGCUGUGUGAGGACUUGUUCCAGAGAACAGGAGGAAACUCUGACCCCGACCUGAACUACUCCGUGGAGGUGUCCUACAUGGAGAUCUACUGUGAGCGGGCCCGGGACCUGCUGAACCCCAAGUCCCAGGGCACCCUGCGGGUCCGGGAGCACCCCAUCCUGGGUCCCUAUGUGGAGGACCUGUCCAAACUGGCCGUGACCGGAUUCACCGACAUCCGGGACCUGAUGGACGCCGGCAACAAGGCCCGGACGGUUGCAGCCACGAACAUGAACGAGACGUCGUCCAGGUCGCACGCCGUCUUCACCAUCGUCUUCACACAACAACGACGAGACCAGAUGACCGGCCUGGACACUGAGAAGGUCAGCAAGAUCAGUCUGGUGGACCUGGCUGGAAGCGAGAGAGCGGACUCCUCGGGGGCAAAGGGCACGCGGCUCAAGGAAGGAGCGAACAUCAAUAAGUCUCUGACCACGCUGGGAAAAGUGAUCUCUGCUCUGGCUGAAAUGCAGAGCAACAAGAAGAGGAAGAGUGAUUUCAUUCCCUACCGAGACUCUGUUCUCACCUGGCUACUGAAGGAGAACCUGGGGGGGAACUCUCGGACCGCCAUGAUUGCUGCUCUCAGUCCUGCUGACAUCAACUAUGAAGAAACCCUGAGCACUCUGAGGUACGCUGACCGCGCAAAGCAGAUCCGCUGCAACGCCGUGAUCAACGAAGAUCCAAACGCCAAACUGAUCCGAGAGCUGAAGGGGGAAGUGGAGCGACUAAGGAACCUGCUGUUCUCCCAGGGCCUGCAGGAGCUGCUGGACAACGCUGUCAACAACAACAACAGCCAUGCUGGUGUUCCUGGUGCAUCCUGCUCCCUGCUGCAGCUGGCUCUCACAGCCAAUGGGGUCACACCUCAGAAUGGCUCCGCCCCUCAAGAUGACGAGCCGGUGUCCGACGGUGACGUACCCGCCAACGCCGACCACCUGAUGGAGGACGGAGAGGAUGGAGAGGACGGAGAAGAGGUGGUCGCCACGGAGCCCAUCAGCAAAGAGGAAGCAGCCGAGAGACUGUUGGAGACGGAGAAGAUCAUCGCCGAGCUGAACGAGACGUGGGAGGAGAAACUACGAAAGACCGAAUCUAUUCGCCUAGAUAGAGAGUCCCUGCUGGCAGAGAUGGGCGUGUCCAUUAAAGAAGACGGGGGAACGCUGGGCGUCUUCUCUCCCAAAGGAACGCCUCACCUGGUCAACCUGAACGAGGACCCUCUGAUGUCCGAGUGUCUCCUGUACUACAUCAAGGAGGGCUUCACCAGGGUGGGGCAGCAGGACGUGGACAUCAAGCUGUCGGGUCACUUCAUCAAGGAGAUUCACUGUGUGUUCGUCAGUGAGACCAACGACCAGGGAGAAGUGGUGGUGACCCUGGAGCCGCUGGUGGGAGCAGAGACGUACGUCAACGGGAAGCAGAUCGCCGACGCCGUCGUCCUCAAGCAAGGUCACCGCAUCGUGAUGGGGAAGAACCACGUGUUCCGCUUCAACCACCCGGAGCAGGCCAGGCUGGAGAGGGAGCGCAGCGCCACGGCCGACCAGCAGGGGGAGCCGGAGGACUGGAACUACGCCCAGAGGGAGCUGCUGGAGAAGCAGGGCAUCGACAUCAAGCUGGAGAUGGAGAAGAGACUGCAGGACAUGGAGGUUCAGUACCGGAGAGAGAAGGAGGAAGCUGAUCUGCUGCUGGAGCAACACCGACUGUACGCAGACAGCGACAGUGGAGACGACUCAGACAAACGCUCCUGUGAGGAGAGCUGGAGGCUGAUCUCCUCCCUGAGAGAGAAGCUACCUGCCAACAAGGUGCAGUCCAUAGUGAAGCGUUGUGGUCUCCCCAGCAGUGGGAAGAGGAGGGAGCCUCUCCGGGUCUAUCAGAUCCCUCAGAGGAGGAGGAUCUGCAAAGACCCCAAACGGGUCACGAUGGAGGACCUCCGCAUGCAGGCUGUGAAGGAGAUCUGCUACGAGGUGGCUCUGGGAGACUUCCGUCACUCGCGCCAGGAGAUCGAGGCUCUGUCCAUCGUGAAGAUGAAGGAGCUCAGCCGCAUGUACGUGAAGAAAGAGCCCAACGAGAGGGACAGCUGGAGGGCCGUGGCCCAGGAGGUGUGCGACACGGUGGGCAUCGGGGAGGGGAGGAGCCCCCCCGCGGAGGAGGGGGGAGGGGGGGAGCCGGGGGAGGGAGGAGAGAAGAAGGCCUACGACCUGAAGGCUCACAUUGAUAAGCUGACCGACAUCCUGGAGGAGGUGAAGCUGCAGAACAACAUGAAGGACGAGGAGAUCAAAGCUCUGAGAGAUCGGAUGAUCAAGAUGGAGAGCAUCAUACCUGUCCAGGACGACGAUGACGAUGAUGACGAAGAGGGGGGGGGGGUCGCCCCAGAGGGAGGAGAGGAGGGCGAGGAGGAGGCCGGCGACGCCCCGCCCCGGCGGCCGGAGGUGCGGGUGAAGCUCCUGAUGGACGGGGACCCGGCGUUCAGGAGAGGGCGCCUCCGCUGGCUGAAGCAGGAACAGCAGCGGCUCCUCAACCUGCAGCAGCAGAGCAUCGCCAAGAAGCUGCGGGGCCUGAACCAAAACCAGGGCCAGAACCCCCCCGUCGUCCCCGUUCACCUUCCCGGUACCGGACGCUUCAUCCCCCCCCAGGAGUGCAAGCUCAAGUUCCCCUUCAAGAGCAACCCCGCCCACCGAUUGUCGUGGGGUCCAGCUAGCGCCGCCCUGCAGGCUCUGGGUCUGGGGGGGGAAUGGGGGGAGGAGGAGGGGGGGGGAGGAGAUGGAGGAGGGGAGGGUAUAGCUUCCCCAUCGCCUCCUCCUCCCCCUCAGGGUCCUGCUCUCUUGCCCCUCCCCUUCCCGGCUCCGCCCCCCCGCAUGCGCACCCCCAGCCCUCAUCGCGCCUGGCAGCAACGCAACCAGGGCAAUCAUGGCAACCAGGGCAACCAUGGCAACCAUGGCAACUUCUACCAGCAGGGCAACAACCAAAACCAGCAGCGCCGCCACCGCCGCAACUCCCUGGACAGCUCCGCCGCCGCUACCACCUGGUGGGUGGGGCUUCACCACCCCGCCUAGGAUGAGACGGCAGUUCAGCGCACCGGACCUCAAAAACAACAAGGAGACCCCCAUCUGACCUCUGACCCCAAGGGAGCGCUCUGAUUGGCUGCAGGACACACACAGUCCUAAUGCUGUAGAGAAGUGUGUGUG